This is a messenger RNA of Punctularia strigosozonata HHB-11173 SS5, 498 nucleotides long. RefSeq lists its product as uncharacterized. Gene Ontology annotation, molecular function: protein dimerization activity; DNA-binding transcription factor activity, RNA polymerase II-specific; RNA polymerase II cis-regulatory region sequence-specific DNA binding. The transcript is spliced from 2 exons. Gene Ontology annotation, biological process: regulation of transcription by RNA polymerase II. The annotation marks the transcript as partial. Lineage: Eukaryota; Fungi; Basidiomycota; Agaricomycetes; Corticiales; Punctulariaceae. The record is from RefSeq and is a predicted model, not a curated record.
AAGCCGCCGCUGCUGUCCCCGUCGCAGAAGAAGGCAAACCAUAUCCAAUCCGAGCAGAAGCGGCGCGCGAAUAUACGGAGGGGGUACGAAGCGUUGUGCGAGACCGUUCCCGCACUGCGGGAAGCGAUCCGCCUCAUGGAGGCCGAGCAGGGCACCGGUCUGCCCGACGGGCAGGAGGAAGCGGGGAAGAAGGGGAAGAAGAGGCGGUCGAAGAAGGUGAACGACGACGGGGAGCGUGUCGACGGACGCGCGGGGCCGAAGAGCGAGUGCGUCGUGCUGCAGAAGACUAUCGAAUACGUACACGAGCUUCUGUCGGAACGCGAGGAGCUCUUCGCGCGUUAUCACCAAGCGCGAUCGGCGCUCGUGCCCGGUCAUCCUGCCCUGCAGCCGAUACGACCGCUGGACGCCAACGGCAUGCCGGGCAUGCCAUUGUGGGAGCGUGAAUGGACGGGCGGUGCGAACGGCGAUGACGAGGGCGACAGCGACGAGGAGGAUAAC